Fraxinus pennsylvanica is the source of this 300-nucleotide messenger RNA. Lineage: Eukaryota; Viridiplantae; Streptophyta; Magnoliopsida; Lamiales; Oleaceae. The record is from the annotation of a GenBank genome assembly.
AUGGAGACACAAGUAGAGGGUGGUCACCCAUACAUUCCAAGAGAUCUGAAAUUGCCUGGUUAUGUGCCUGUCCUCCUCUCUCAAUCGACCAUUCUUAGCGUUUAUGGAAUCUCUUCUCUACUGGUUGUCUCCUUCAUGUGGAUACUCUCUGGUAAUCCUUCAAUUACUAUUUUAUAUUAUUCCUAUGUUUUUAGUGGCGAAUAUGAUUUUCCUCAAAGGAGUAUCAUUCGGAAAUGUCUCGAUAGAGCUCCUCCUUCGCCAGUCUUUGAUACUGCUGCCAUAUUGAUAACUAUAAUUUAA